AUGUCCGUCAGUAUCACUUCGUCUGCACAAUUUGAAAAAAUACUGAGCUCUUCUUCUAUAGUCAUUGUAGAUUUUUAUGCCGACUGGUGUUCACCAUGCAAGGCUAUUUAUCCUACCUACCAAUCUUUGGCCAUCAAGUAUACAAGGCCCAACAAGAUCACUUUUGUUAAAGUCAAUGUGGAAACUUCACCGGAAAUUUCGCAACGUUAUGGAGUCACAGCCAUGCCUACAUUCAUGUUGUUCAAGUCGGGCUCUGUCACCAAGACAAUCCGUGGAGCAGACCCUCGCCAAUUGACAAAUGCAGUUGAGGCCGCCGUCACGCAAGCUGGUCCUGCAGCUCCAAUGUACAGCUCAGUCGGACGAACAUUGGGAGACUCCAGUAGACCGAAGACAACACCCGCAUCAUCUUUUAUCACACUAGGUUGGAUGGAUACAAUAAUUCGAUUUUUCGCACUCUACUUCAUCACUUUAUUUGCGAUCGACUCAUACGGAGCAGGAGAGAGGAGCUCCUUCAAUGUUAACACAGCACUAAAGCGCUCAGUACACUCAAGUGGAAUUAAGCCAGCUCGGACAGCGACACUGGCUGGAAAGAAAUUGGGUACCAUCGCAGAUUUAGGAGGAAGUUAA
Messenger RNA from Blumeria graminis f. sp. triticale, 627 nucleotides. The record is from the annotation of a GenBank genome assembly. Lineage: Eukaryota; Fungi; Ascomycota; Leotiomycetes; Helotiales; Erysiphaceae.